AUGGAGGAAAAAUUGGGGUUAAUGAGUGAAAAAGACUUUAUGAUCAAAAGCCGGUUAGAGGUAAAGUUGAAUGACUUGGAAAAGAAACAUCUGGAGACCAAAGAGAGGGAGGCUCAGACUGUAGGGUUCCUUGAGAGGAAAUUGAGACAAGUGGAGUUAGAACACAAGACAGAGUUAAAACUAAGAAGGCAAUUAAGAUAUGAAGUAAAUAAUUUGAGAAAGAAGCUUCUGGAGACCUACCAGCUAUAUAGUAAUACAUUGGAGCAAAAUGAGCUGAUGAGGAGCGAAAUUGACAGGUUAAAGGGAAAUGAUUUGAAGAAUCGUGGUAAAGAAAUAGAUUUUGUUGUUUCUAAACAGGUUGAGGUUCAGAUACAUGGACCUUUUCAGGAUUACUAUUGCUUUGGUAACGAAAAUAGUGGGUUAAGCCAGAAAAACAGGUUAAGCUUGAGAGGUUUAAAUGAAUUAGAUUUCAAGGAAAAAAAGUUUUCAAUGAGCUUUGAUGCAAAAAAUGGAAAGAAUUCUUUUAAUAGAGGAAGCUUACAUUCUGGAAAGAACUUAUUUAGCAGUAUUAAUAGAACUGUUGAAAGAAUCAAGAUUCCAAAUGAGGGGAGAGCUCUGGGAAGUGCUAUUUCUGGUGGUGAAAGUUCGAGGGACCUAAACCUCAAAUCAGAAAGAGCCAAGGAUUGGCUAAACCAAAUUGAAGAACUUUACAAGCCUUUAGAGUAUCCAAAGCUAUGUAAUGGAAGGUAUAAAAGUAAGUUAGACUCAUUUUCUAGAAUAGGGGUUGAGAACUCUUUAAGUUUGGAAGAAGAUUCGUUCUCCGACGAAGAAUAUUACUCUGGUGAAUACGAUAUCUCAGAAAAUACCGAGGACGUUAUCACAAACACGGGAUUUAUCAUAGACCAAAUAAAUCAACAAGAUAAGGAGCUUUCUACACUGCUAAACAAGACUUUCAUUAGUACAAAUAAUAAAAAUAGAAUUCCUUCUAGGAGCAGAUCUAGGAGUGUGAGAAACACCAGGAAGUAA
Molecule: messenger RNA, 1026 nt
Organism: Cryptosporidium ubiquitum
Lineage: Eukaryota; Apicomplexa; Conoidasida; Eucoccidiorida; Cryptosporidiidae
Exons: 1
Coding region: 1-1026 (341 amino acids)
Source: RefSeq, a predicted model, not a curated record